UGAGAAUAAAAUUGCUUUUGUAAAAGAGCCAAAUCGCUUCUCCUGGUCACAGACAUGUCGCUUGUUUCGAUCGAGAUCUGGCAACAACAUGCGUAAUCAUGGCUCGUCAGCGCUACAAAUAAAUUGCAAUAGUUCGGUCACAGAGCUGUAUGACAUCUGUACAUAAAGUGAAACAUUUUCUGUGAUAGCCUCCCAGGGCCUCCCGAUCUCCUUGUCCACGGAACCCAAAUGGUUUGGAGUCAUGGAUCGUGGUCUUGUGGAUGGCCCCUUUACUGUUGUCAUCAGGGCACCAAACCAAAAGUACAACGACCAGACCAUCAACUGUUACCAGAACUGGACUGUGGAAAAACUGAAAGCACACCUUUCAGACGUAUACCCAAGUAGACCCAGCUCCAAAGACCAGAGGCUGGUGUAUUCCGGGAAACUGCUGUUGGAUCACUUUACCUUAAAAGACGUAUUUAGAAAACAUGAUGAGUAUCACAUGCUCCAUCUGGUUUGCACGUCACGGACCCCUCCUAGCUCCCCAAAGCCCCCUGAGAAAUGCCGUAAUAAGCUUCAGGAGACUUCUGCCCUUCCCACGGCUCCUCAGAGCUCAGACAGUCUUUCUCCUGGUCCAGAUGGCUUGUUGUCUCCAGCAGAGAGCAGUGAUGGACUCAGACAGCAAGCUGCAGCCGUUUCUUACCCUCACAUGCACCCAGGAUUUACAUACCGUGCAUUGUGGGAACAGUAUUCACGACAGCCAGCUCCUCCCACAAACACGGCAGCUUAUUACAGCACAAUGACACUAAUGUGGUGGCAGCAGCUGUAUGUUUGGCAGUAUUACCUGCACUGUCAGUUAUUGGCUGCAUCUUCUCAGCACCUCCCAGCAGUCCGACCCACAGCCCAGCUUCACCAGACCGCCACUUUGAACCAGCAGCCUCAGGAAGAUCACCAUGCCAACCCAGAAGUCCAUGUGAACGCCCACGGAGGAGAGAUACUGGGCGAGGAUUGGCCGGAAUGGGUGUACAUUAUCUCCCGCGCUGUGAUCUCACUCAGCAUCUUCUACUUCUACUCCUCAUUCAGCCGGGUUGUCAUGGUGAUGAUCGCCAUGCUGGUGCUUUAUCCGCAUCAGGCCGGCUGGUUCCCCUUUAACUUCGAUGAUGUCCAGCUUCCUGGAGACAGAGCCAAUCAGGAUGAUGUGGAUGAAGAUCUCCAAAACAAUGAUGUGGCAGAAAUGGAUGAUGUAACAGACGACAGCUCGGAUGACGACGGAGACAGCGGAGAGGACGAAGCAGAGGAUCCUUAUGUCGACCCUCUCGGGGACCUCUUGUCCACCACAUGGUCAUUUAUCACGACCUUUUUCAUGUCACUCAUCCCAGAGGGCCCACCCCACGCUGCUAACUGAGGCAGGAGGACCACUGGCAUUUCAGUUUUGGACGAACUUUCCUCUCUGUAGCAGUGUUAUGGUUUGUUAUUCGUUUGAGUCAUGUCUGAGUCAAAAGAAACAAGCUGCUGAGUUUAUGCGGACACACACACACACACACACACACACAAAUCAUUUUGUAAAUUCUUCAGCAGUUGUUUGGUUUUGUGGCAUUAAAUGGAAUUUGUGUUUGGUUCCUGCAAUCAUGAUGCAACAGGCUUGUUGAUAAUUGCAUUGUGUUAUCUUCAAAUGUUUCUAUUAAUUGCAACUGUUGGUCUGCAGCGUGCAAGAAAAAUCUCUGCUGCCACCUAGUGGCUUAACUGUGAAAAAGCAGCUGAAGACCGUAUGACUCAACUCAUUGGCUGCUUUAGCAUAAAACAUAGAUUUACAGAGAAUCUGACAUUUUCAGCAUUAAAGAUUGUGAUUCAAAAUGUUGGCCAGUCUAUUAAAAUGGUAAAUGGACUGCAUUGAUAUUGCGCUUUUCCAUCUGCAUCAGACGCUCAAAUUUAUGCAAUUUAUGAUUUAUAUUCAUUUAGUUAUUUUGUCAGGAGUAAAUGUUAUUACUCAGUCUUGAGCUUAAAUGUUUUCAGUUCCUGACUGCUUCAUAUGUAGCUCAAACUGGUUUAAGUCCUAUUUUAAAAGCACAUUAAACCA
This is a messenger RNA of Thalassophryne amazonica, 2056 nucleotides long. RefSeq names its product homocysteine-responsive endoplasmic reticulum-resident ubiquitin-like domain member 2 protein. The transcript has 9 exons. Gene Ontology annotation, molecular function: protein binding. Gene Ontology annotation, biological process: endoplasmic reticulum unfolded protein response. The record is from RefSeq and is a predicted model, not a curated record. NCBI's taxonomy places the organism in Eukaryota, Metazoa, Chordata, Actinopteri, Batrachoidiformes, Batrachoididae. The coding region runs from base 242 to 1384 and encodes 380 amino acids.